Aspergillus uvarum CBS 121591 is the source of this 1041-nucleotide messenger RNA. Its product is annotated as alcohol dehydrogenase GroES-like domain-containing protein. The record is from RefSeq and is a predicted model, not a curated record. Lineage: Eukaryota; Fungi; Ascomycota; Eurotiomycetes; Eurotiales; Aspergillaceae. The transcript is spliced from 2 exons. Gene Ontology annotation, molecular function: oxidoreductase activity. The coding region runs from base 1 to 1041 and encodes 346 amino acids.
AUGCCUCAUCAGUAUGGAGCCCCAUACAAGUUAGAGGAUAUCCCGAUCCCAAUCAUCAGCGACGAUCAGCUCCUGGUCAAAGUCGGGGCCGCCGGCUUCUGCCACACAGACCACCAGAUCUACAACGGGGUCUACAAGUCCCCCUUGCCCGUGACUCCAUCGCAUGAGCCCGCAGGAACCAUCGUGGCGGUCGGAAAGAAUGUGACAGGCCGUUGGGGGCCUGGUCAGCGUAUUGGGAUGCUGAACUUUCGGGGGGCUUGUCAUGCGUGCGUAGGCUGUGAUCUUGCGCGCGACCCCCUUCGGGCCGACGAGCCUGAUACUCGUUUCUGCGAGAACAAGGAGAAUGCUGGUGUCAAUGCUGAUGGGGCAUUUGCGGAGUACAUCGUGGCCGACCCAGCCACUUCGGUGCUUUUGCCGGAUGGGGUAUCGUUUGAACAGGCUGCUCCGCUGAUGUGUGCUGGGGCUACCGUUUGGACUAGCCUCAAGAAAACAGGAGUAGACCCCAACCUCCCUAUUGGAGUUAUCGGUGUCGGAGGUCUAGGCUACCUUGCCCUGCAAUUUGCGGCGGGAUUAGGGCAUCCGACCAUUGCGAUUGACAACCGACCCGAAGGGCGGCAGCUGGCCAGUGAACUACCGGCUCACCUGCAACCCGGUAAAGUCGUGGACUAUAAUAGUCCUCAUGCCACGAAGGAGGUAGUUGGGUUUGCCGAAGGGAGUGGAUUGGGGGCCGUGCUGGUUUGCACCGACAGCGUCGACGCGACGGAAUGGAGUCUUAAGCUUCUCCGGCCUCACGGGGUUUGUGUACCGCUGGGGCUGCCCGUGGAAGGUUUUAAGUUCUCGGCCUACGACCUGGUAUUUAAGGAGCUGGUUAUUCGUGGAAGUUUGGUCGCAAACCAGCGCCUCUUGUCGGAUAUGAUGGAGUUCGUCGCGAAGAAAGGGGUCCGGUCUUACGUGAAGACGGUGAAGCUUGAGGAGGCCAUGGAUCUUCCAGACCAGUAUAUGGACCCUCAUUUGAAAGGGAGACUGGUUGUUGUUCUCUAG